UUUUGUUCACAAAAAUGAAAUCUAUCAAAUUGUUAAUAAUACUGAUAAUAAAAUUAACCAUCGCUGAUGAAACGACAGAAAACAAUGAUAUGAUAUACCCUGAAAGUAAUGAUAACCAAAAUACGGAACAAAUAAUUUCGACUAAUAGCGGACCGGUGAAGGGUUUCGUGCACAAAGAAACACCAAAAAUACGAAGGUUCUAUGACAUCCCGUAUGGAUCAUUUAGCGACAAUAAUCCUUUUGAGGCACCUUCACCAGCGCAAAAAUGGGAAAGAGUUCAUGACGAACGGGAACACAAAUCACGUUGCCCGCAAAUAGAACACUUAAAUCGACUUGCUGGGAAUUUGCAUUGCCUGACGUUAAGCAUCAUGACACCAACUACGACAACCGGAGAACUAAGAGGCGUUUUGUUCCACAUUCAUGAUGGAAGUUUGAAUGUAGGAAGUGGAGAUCCAUCUGUAUAUGGACCGGAAUACAUUGUGCCUAAGGGUAUCAUUUUGGUUCUGCCAAAUUAUAGACUGGGAGCACUUGGAUUUUUGUGUUCACAGAAUGAUUCUGUACCUGGUAAUGCAGCGCUAAAAGAUUUAACUAUGGCUUUGAAAUGGAUAAAAGAUAACAUAGAAGCUUUCGGUGGGGAUCCAUCAAAUAUUGUAGUUAGCGGAGAGGGCGGAGGGGGGGCUUUGGCGGGCUAUUUGGCACUUUCGCCCAUGUCACGAGAUUAUGUUUCAAAAGUAAUCGUUGAAAGUGGUUUUGUGCUUUCACAUUGGGCAUUAGAAAGAGAUCCUGAUGCAAUUUUAAAAAUUUUAAUACAGAAUCUUCCUAACGUUGGUGUAGUUACCACAAAGUCUUUUAGACUGGAAUCUUCAAACAUAGGAAUUUUGGUAACAGCAGCCAAAGACAUAAAAUUCGCACCGUGUAUAGAAAACGGAAUCAAACCGUUUAUAACUGAAACUCCAUUUAAUAUUCUUAAAAAUCUUAAAACAAAUAUGACGUAUAUGUUAGGAAGUACCAGUCAUGCUGGAUUACAAGAAGCAUUAGAUCAUACCGAAGAAAGUCUAUCUGAACUGAAUGAGGACUUUGGUGAUAUCUUGCCCAACGAUUUAAACUUUGAAGAAAAUGAAAAUAAAAGAUUGGAAGUCGGGAACAGAUUGAGAGAACAAUACUUUGGUAAAGAUAAUGUGACAUUAAAUAAAAUAGAGGAACUUUCUCUAUGUUAUACGGAUGCUUCAUAUUUAGGUCCGAUGCUCCGAGCCGCUAGACAUUUAACAUCAUCUGGAGCUUCUGUUUAUUUCUACGAGUUUGCGUUCGUUGGCGAUUUAAAUCAAAGGCAUACUGAUGAAUCAAUCGAUGAAAUCCAAAUAUCAACUUCGAUAAAAAUCAAUGGGGCAUCCCGAGGCGAUUUAGCUAGAUACAUUUUCUGGCGAGAAGGAAACAUACCAGCCGAUGGCAGUAAAGAGAAACAAAUGAUAGAUUUGGUUACCGAUUUAUGGAUUAGUUUUAUAAAAUCUGGGUAAUGAUA
This is a messenger RNA of Papilio machaon (common yellow swallowtail), 1519 nucleotides long. Its product is annotated as esterase FE4-like. The transcript has 2 exons. Bases 15 to 1514 code for a protein of 499 amino acids. The record is from RefSeq and is a predicted model, not a curated record. Lineage: Eukaryota; Metazoa; Arthropoda; Insecta; Lepidoptera; Papilionidae.